GUAUGAUUCAUUGACGAUGAUUAUAAUGCUCGAGCUAUUUUUUGUACUAAUUGCAGCGUCGACACCUUGUUUAUGCGCCAAACUAGGGUAUCAAGUAUAUCACAUAAUUAUGUGGAGAAAUUUGCUCAACCCUCAAAAAAAAAUACUUAAAUGCCUAAUAAUCAAUUUUGUUACUAAUUUAAUUAAAGCUGCCUUUAGAUUUAAAUAGUGAUCGCAAUCAUCAAGACAAGCAAAAAAAGAAAAAUUUUAUGGAAAAAUUUUUGGAUUUCAAUACUUUCAUAAGGUUUGUUGAUAACUUUGAGUAACAAAAAAAAAGUGCGUAAUUUUGAGAUGAUGGUUCAGAGUAUUAUCAAGUUGCUUGAGGUAGAUAGAUGAAAAAGUAGAGAAGGAGAAGGAGGGAGAUUAACAAUCCUAGAAGAUUAGUCUCUUCUUUAUUCCUAUAACUAGGUCUCAAGGAGUUUUUCACUGAUGAUUCAAGAGGGUUGUUGAAUAGAUUAAAAUUGAUUUAAGCUCUGGACUAUAAAAUUCCUGAAAAAGAUAGUUUUGAUCGGAAAAUUUAUCGAGCAAAUUGUCUCAAAGGUGACCUAGGCAAAGGGAAGUAUUUCCUGAAUCCCAAAUGUUGUUUUUUCUCCAAAAAAUGA
Messenger RNA from Paramecium octaurelia, 641 nucleotides. NCBI's taxonomy places the organism in Eukaryota, Ciliophora, Oligohymenophorea, Peniculida, Parameciidae. The record is from the annotation of a GenBank genome assembly.